UUUUGGUUUUGGUUUCCAGGGUCAGCGUCAUCGUUUGGAGAAAACACUGUUGUCUGUGUCUCCUUUCUAUAUAUCCUGAUUAAACAACCUUAGACCCCAUUACACCACUGUCCCUCCUGUUUCAAAGAAAGAAAUCAAGAGAGAGAGAGAGAGAGAGGAAAUGGGGAGGCCACCAUGCUGUGAUAAAGUUGGAGUUAAGAAAGGGCCAUGGACUCCUGAAGAAGAUAUAGUGUUAGUUUCAUAUGUUCAAGAACAUGGUCCUGGAAAUUGGAGGGCUGUUCCAGCAACUACAGGGCUGAAGAGAUGCAGUAAAAGUUGCAGGCUAAGGUGGACUAACUAUCUCCGGCCUGGAAUCAAGAGGGGAACCUUCACUGACCAUGAAGAAAAGAUGAUUAUUCAGCUUCAAGCUCUUCUUGGCAACAAAUGGGCUGCUAUAGCUUCUUAUCUCCCUGAAAGAACAGACAACGACAUUAAAAACUACUGGAAUACCCAUUUGAAGAAGAAGCUCAAAAAGCUCCAAAACGGGUCGGAAUAUGGAUUCUCAUCUAAUAAUUCAAUUUCCAGGGGGCAGUGGGAGAGAAGGGUUCAGGCUGAUAUCAAGACAGCCAAACAAGCCCUCCACGACGCAUUAUCUGUUGACAACACCACAACCCAUUUGAUCCCUUCAAAUGCCUGCAGCUUAGCCUACAGGAAUCCCUGUCAGGCUUCUUCCUACGCUUCCAGCACCGACAACAUAGCCAGAUUGCUCAAACAAUGGGGGAAAACUACAACACCAAAAUCUGAACAUCAAUCCAAGUCUUGUUCAAGUACUCAGAAUUCAUCCAACAAUACCACUCUGGAUUCGGCUAAUUGUACUGAUCAGACCCAAAGUGGGGGGGUUUAUGAUGUGUCUCAUCAAGGGUUCGAAUCAUUGUUUGAAUCUUCAAGUUCUGAUGAUUUGUCAAGAUCAUCAGCUUCUCCCUGCAGCCUCGACAUUCUCGUGGAAUCCAAACCCGACCCGGCUGAUCAUCAACUAUCAGUUCUUGAGAAUUGGCUUCUCGGAGAUCAACUAGGGAAGGAUUAUUUAACUGACUUCUCAUUUGAUGAUGAAAAUCCAAGUUUAUUUUAGAAGGCAAGAUUUUAUCUUAAUUUUUCUUUCUUAGGCCCUCAUGACAUUAAGGAUUUUUUUCUUAACUUUUUUGUCUAAGUGAGGCCUGGAAAUUAAGAUUAAUAUCCAACGUUAAUCAUCUCCAAAUUCAGUGUGGUUAACAGUAGUAUAACAUAUAGUUAUUAAUUUGUCCCAGUAAUUAUAAGUGUUCUAAGUGAAAAUAAAAUUUUCUCUGUAUGGUUCUGUCUGAUAA
This is a messenger RNA of Sesamum indicum (sesame), 1340 nucleotides long. Its product is annotated as myb-related protein 306. The record is from RefSeq and is a predicted model, not a curated record. NCBI's taxonomy places the organism in Eukaryota, Viridiplantae, Streptophyta, Magnoliopsida, Lamiales, Pedaliaceae. Gene Ontology annotation, biological process: response to auxin.